AAUGAUUAAAUUAGAGGAUUGUAGUACUAAAAUAAUUACUAUAAAUUUAAAAGGAUUUAUAUUAGCUAAAUUACUUAAUAUUGAAAAUUUAGUUCAUUUUAGAAGUGAUAGUAGUAUUAUGCUCAGUCAUCAAAAUGGAGUUGCUGCAUAUUUUAAAAAAUAUAAUUCUUUUAUUACUAAUAAUUACUGUAUAGUAUAUCAUUUACAUCUUGCAGAUCAAGUUGCUGCUGAAAAAGUAUCAUAUUUUGAAAAAUAUAAAAAGUUAGUAAAAGGAAUUUAUACAUAUUUUAAUAGUCCUUAUAAAAGAUUAUUAAUACUAAAAAUGGUACAAAAUACUUUAAAAGAACCUGAAUUAAUAAUAUUAAAUAUUUCAAUUAAAGAAGCAUUAUUGGAUGAAGCAGCAAAUAAUAUGCAGGCAGCUAUUUUAUUAGCAGAUAUUUAUCAAACUUUUGAAAUUUUACCAAUAUCUGAUAAUAAUUUAGCAAACUAUGGUAAUGAAGCAAUUAAUAUUCUUAGUAAUUUUUAUGAAACAGAAAAAGUUAUUAAUAAUUAA
Molecule: messenger RNA, 553 nt
Organism: Cetraspora pellucida
Lineage: Eukaryota; Fungi; Glomeromycota; Glomeromycetes; Diversisporales; Gigasporaceae
Source: the annotation of a GenBank genome assembly